This is a messenger RNA of Trichogramma pretiosum, 787 nucleotides long. RefSeq names its product mitochondrial cardiolipin hydrolase-like. Gene Ontology annotation, biological process: piRNA processing. Gene Ontology annotation, molecular function: RNA endonuclease activity producing 5'-phosphomonoesters, hydrolytic mechanism. Lineage: Eukaryota; Metazoa; Arthropoda; Insecta; Hymenoptera; Trichogrammatidae. The record is from RefSeq and is a predicted model, not a curated record. The transcript is spliced from 4 exons. Gene Ontology annotation, cellular component: mitochondrion. Bases 29 to 667 code for a protein of 212 amino acids.
AUUUAUAAAAAGAAAAAUUCAUUUUAAAAUGUCCUUCUCUUUUGGACUUGGCAUGUGCUCAAAAGUAGUGUUUUAUACUAUUGUUUCUGCAGUUGCAUCAGAAAUUGUAUGGAAAAUUGUACAGAAGUACUUCUAUCAACCGUCUAUAGGAUCUGAAAAGACCAUGGUAUUAUUUUUUCCUGAUAAAUCACUGAAGAAGAGAACGGAUCUAUACUCAAAAACUGCUCUUGGAGAAAAUUUAGAAUUAAUUUUGAAGUACCUAGAUGAAGCAAAAAAGUCAUUGGACAUUUGUGUAUUUUUUUUAUCGUACAAUCCACUAGUCAAUGCUGUUAUCAGAGCCAGAAAGAGGAGACUUAAAAUUAGAGUUAUUACAGAUGAGGAUACCAUGAAAAAUGCAUAUAGCCCGAUAUAUGACUUAGUUCAAAACAAUAUUGAAGUUCGAUCCAAAGCAAUGGAUCAUUACUUAAUGCAUCAUAAAUUUAUAGUUAUUGACAAAAAGAUACUUCUUAAUGGUAGCGCUAACUGGACACCACAGGCAUUUGAAGGAAAUUAUGAGAAUAUAAUUAUAACGGAAAAGAAAAAUAUUGUAAAGUCAUUCGUAAAACAAUUUAACGAUCACUGGGCAAAGUUGGAAGUAAAAUACGACCCAAUACCAAUUAAAAUUUAAUCAAUAUCUAAUGCGAUCUAAUGUUAAUAACUAUCUUGAUCGAUUUACUAACGUGCCAAGACUUGUAAGAUCUGAAUUUAAAGAUAAAAAGUGACAAUUAAUUAUUAAGUUUAGAAUCAC